Molecule: messenger RNA, 484 nt
Organism: Plectropomus leopardus (leopard coralgrouper)
Lineage: Eukaryota; Metazoa; Chordata; Actinopteri; Perciformes; Serranidae
Source: RefSeq, a predicted model, not a curated record
UAUUUCCUCCUCUGGUUUGUUUCAGAAAUGUCUUCAUUAUGGAGCCUCCGGCCGAUGCUGACGUCUCUGCUCCAAGCGUCCCAGCAUGCCUCAGCCUGGACCGGUCCCAUCCUCUCCAGGACGAUGGCCACCCUCAACCAGAUGCACCGCAAGGGGAAACCCAAAACGCCUCCUAAGCCUAUCAGCGCCACGUUCGGCCGUCCGCAGAUGAGGGCGGUGAUCCUGAAGACCAUGAUCCGAAAACCCAAGAAGCCCAACUCCGCCAACAGGAAGUGCGCUCGAGUGCGGCUGUCCAACGGGAAGGAGGCGGUGGUGUUCAUCCCCGGGGAGGGACACAACCUGCAGGAGCACAGCGUGGUGCUGGUGGAGGGCGGGAAGAAGCAGGACCUGCCCGGAGUGAAACUGCGAGUGGUGCGAGGGAAAUAUGACUGUGCUCACGUGGUGAAGAAGAAACAGUAGAGGAGCAACGCCGCUGUGUGUGUGU